UUCCCGCCUGCGCCAGGGACCUGCCCGACUCAGUGGCCGCCAUGGCAUCAGAUGAAGGCAAGCUUUUCGUCGGAGGGCUGAGUUUUGAUACCAACGAGCAGUCACUGGAGCAGGUCUUCUCAAAAUAUGGACAGAUCUCAGAAGUGGUGGUCGUGAAGGACAGGGAGACCCAGCGAUCAAGGGGCUUUGGGUUUGUCACCUUUGAGAACAUCGAUGAUGCCAAGGACGCCAUGAUGGCCAUGAACGGGAAGUCUGUGGAUGGGCGGCAGAUCCGGGUCGACCAGGCUGGCAAAUCGUCUGAUAACCGAUCCCGCGGGUACCGAGGUGGCUCUGCCGGGGGCCGGGGCUUCUUCCGCGGGGGCCGAGGCCGGGGCCGUGGGUUCUCCAGAGGAGGAGGGGACCGCGGCUACGGGGGGAGCCGGUUCGAGUCCAGGAGUGGGGGCUAUGGAGGCUCCAGAGACUACUACAGCAGCCGGAGUCAGGGCGGCAGCUGCGGUGACCGGAGCUCGGGCGGGUCCUACAGAGACAGCUACGACAGUUAUGCUACACACAACGAGUAAAAAUCCUUCCUGCUCGAGAUCGUCCUUCCAAUGGCCGUAUAUUUAAAGAUUUUGGGAGCUCCGCUGAAUCGUUAAUGUGUAGUGAUCACACCUCCUUGUACCCACUUUUGUAGUCUUAUUGGUUCUGAUCUUGUCAAACACAGCCUGACUGCUUCUGGCCCCCAGAUGGCCUCGUUACUAUACUUUGCUUUUAAGGAAGCGCUGUCCGUUUUUAAGAGUCUUAAAAACGUUUUGAAGAGCACUUCCAGUUUUACUUUUACCUUUUUACCGUGAGCCAAGAGUUUUUUUUUUUUUUAGAAAAUCACCAGGGGUUGUGAGAGUUUUGUUUUUUGUUUUCGGUUGUGUUGCUUUUUUUCUUUUUCUUUUCAGUGGGGUCGGCCCUGUGAAGUUGGGUGCCCCGAGUCACUUCUCUUUGAGAUUGAACAGACUCUGAAUCUGCUCUUUGUCGGAAGCUGAGCAAGUUGUAGCUUUUUUCCAACUCGGUGUCACGUUUCUGAGUGUAGCGUGGUAGAACCGUGCGGGUGGCAGCAGAGCGCCCGGGCUGCCCUGGCCCGGCCCGGGCGCCCACCUGUCCUGUGGGACCCACAGUAGACUUGCAGACAUCCCCGAGAGGUUCUUGAAAAUGUGUAUUUAUAUUGUCCUUUUUUGCCGGAAGACGUACGCAUAUCCCGUCAAUGUUGUAUCUGAAGUGGUGAAGGAAUUCUUGUACGCAGUUUUCUUUGGCUUCACGAAGCCGAUUAAAAGACCAUCUGAAUGAA
Physeter macrocephalus (sperm whale) is the source of this 1318-nucleotide messenger RNA. RefSeq names its product cold inducible RNA binding protein (gene CIRBP). Bases 42 to 560 code for a protein of 172 amino acids. Gene Ontology annotation, biological process: positive regulation of mRNA splicing, via spliceosome. Gene Ontology annotation, molecular function: RNA binding. Gene Ontology annotation, cellular component: spliceosomal complex. The transcript is spliced from 7 exons. The record is from RefSeq and is a predicted model, not a curated record. NCBI's taxonomy places the organism in Eukaryota, Metazoa, Chordata, Mammalia, Artiodactyla, Physeteridae.